AUCGAUAUUUGAAUCGACCCGCCCGCCACUAGGUGACGCCCUCUUUUCCAAGUCUUUCAACGAACUUGACCGGACGCUUUUUUUAUACAACCCGGAAGUCUUUCCUGUAUCAAAUAUGUCUUUGAGUAGAAAAAGUGACGAAGAGCUCAGCAAGAUGCUCUCCGACUACGGAAUUAAACACGGACCUAUAGUUGACUCCACUCGUAAGCUGUAUCUAAAGAAGCUUGAGAAGGCCAUGGGACAACACCCAGGACAAGCCUCCUCUGAUAGGACUUACUACAGGGAGGAAGAAGAAGAAAUUACGUACAUCACGUACCACAACCCGGUCAAACAUGAAGGUUACACAAACACGCCGAUGCGGAGACGUGACCAUGCCAAUGAAGAUGAGGAGUCAGAUGAAGAGAUACAGCCCAUCCAGUGUGGUAGAAGAGCCGGUAACCAGAACGCAGUAUAUUCCAAAGAGGGGGCCAAGUCUGGAUGCAGCGUGUGGCGAGCGAUAAUGAUACUACUGCUGAUAGCAGUGUUAGCAGCUGCCUACUACAUGUAUUGUCAAAUCGUCAACAAGGACGAAAAUCCUUUCAGGCUGGAUUAACGUGUAGGAUAACACGUUCAUAUUUUUCUAUGGUCUUUUAAAUUUUGUGAAUGCUGUAUGCAAAGCCAAAUAAAAGAUGUACUGAUAUAGUAGUACAAAGUGGGACGUUUCAACACUAUGAGAGAUUUGCUUUAGUAAAGUGAACAUCCAACUAAAUGUCAUGUCCUUCGAGGGUUGCCAACUGAAAAAACUAAAAGCCUAAAAAGGACCUUCUAUGUCCCUUAUUAGUUGGAGAAUGUUGCUUUAUAUGAAACUUUACAGCAGAAGUACCUGCCUUUUGUGGAACACUAAAUCAUCAUGUUUUACUGUAGCGACCCUAUUAUAGUCUACUAGCUACUUUUCAGUCAAAAAACAUACAUCUAAUUAAAUCCAGGUUAGGGUUACUCAAAUAGUAUAAAAAUCAGAUCAGGUGUGGAAUCAGAUUUUAUAUUUAAGGGAGUUGUCAAUCCAAUUCCAGACUCAGUAUGACCACAAAUUAAGAAACCUGUGUGAAACUGUGCAAUUUACAAACAUACUGAGCCUUUAAGGGAAUAUUGCUUGUGUUUUUUCUUAGCUUUCUUGCACAUGCUAAUAAUUUUUAGAUAAAGGUGUUCAUCAUUGCUUUUUUUUUUUUGCUGGAUUUCACGGUUUGAUUUGCAUGUUUCCGUUCAUUAUGUAUAUGAUGAUGGCAUAGGAAAUAUGAAUGUUUUUUUUAAAUAAAUACUUUCAUAUACAUCCAAAUGGGCCUCCUCGUGUCACGUUAAACCAAACACUCAAAUAUUUUUCUGCAUGAAUGGACACAAACAAAGAUAUUGUAGAAACUCUUACCAGGGGAGACCAACUAUAUUUGUUUCAUAUAGUCUCCUAGCAUAUUGCAAUGAAGUUAACAUUAAAGAUUACAAAAGAUAAAAGUGAGUAUAGAAACAUUUGGAAUAAAGCCAUAUAAAGUAGUACUAUACUGUAUAUAUUUACAUGUAUAAAAUUAUAAAUAACAUAGUAUGUGCAAACAUUGCAUUCAAUAUGACAUGAAAAUGCAGCAUCAUCACACUUAAAAACUGCCAUAAGUCAAUGCAGUGAACAUGCAAAGACUGUACAAUUGAACACUUGGAGAUAACGUUCACUGCCGACUUAAAGGCCAGUUAUGUUGAGGUCAGCAGGCUGAGUGGAUGUAUGACGUGCUGCUUCUAACAUCAUGGGCUCAGCGGCUGACCUAGAACAUAAGAACAAACUAGUUAGCCUUUUAAAAUCCCCUUUCAUGUUCUGUGUAAACGGCACCGACACAAAAUGGGUGGAAUUUGAAGCGAGAUGCAUACAGUCCGUUUUAGAUGCUACAAUGUUAAAGUACGACA
Messenger RNA from Doryrhamphus excisus (bluestripe pipefish), 1920 nucleotides. It is a transcript of the gene emd, whose product is annotated as emerin. The record is from RefSeq and is a predicted model, not a curated record. Lineage: Eukaryota; Metazoa; Chordata; Actinopteri; Syngnathiformes; Syngnathidae.